Colius striatus (speckled mousebird) is the source of this 2148-nucleotide messenger RNA. It is a transcript of the gene AGPAT3, whose product is annotated as 1-acylglycerol-3-phosphate O-acyltransferase 3. Gene Ontology annotation, molecular function: 1-acylglycerol-3-phosphate O-acyltransferase activity. Bases 783 to 1913 code for a protein of 376 amino acids. Lineage: Eukaryota; Metazoa; Chordata; Aves; Coliiformes; Coliidae. The record is from RefSeq and is a predicted model, not a curated record. Gene Ontology annotation, cellular component: endomembrane system; endoplasmic reticulum. The transcript is spliced from 11 exons.
CCGCCGCCCGCCGCCGUGCGCUACGUUGCAGCCGGCGGAGGUCCCGCUGCGUUGGCCAGGGCGGGGCGAGGCGAGGCGAACCGAACCCGGGCUGGGCCUGGCCGGACAGGAGCAGCGGCAGCAGCCGCAGCCGCCCCCGCUAUCUGACCCGACCUUCCCCCUGUCCUCCUCCACCCCUUGACGCCCGGCUCUCCUGCCCCCAGUGGCCCGGGAGGAACUGAACCAUCGCUGCACAGGAAGUAGCGGCUGCGGGGAGCAGCGGCGGCGACAGCUGGGGCUGCCGCACUCAAUGAGCGAGGCUCCCGCAGCCGCCGCCGCCGCCCGCCCCGCUCACCUCUUCCCCGCCUCCCGAGGGCAGCGGCGCAGAGCCAGCCCGCCGCCGCCGGGGGGGGGCACCGCGGACAGCAGCAGGCGGAGGCGGGCAAGGCCGCUCGCCCCGGGGCUGGAGGCUGAGGCAGGCAAAAGCAGCUCCGGCUCUUCCCGAGGAGGCGCCGGCGGGGACUGCAGGCAAAUGAGAAAGCAAAUCUCUUGAAACAUAAACAGUGGUACUUCCCUGGAGGGAGGAGAUGGGAAUUCUCCUGUUGCUCUGAGUGUUGCCAGUUGCCAGAAGUGGUCCCCAGUGGUGGUGUCUGCCCUACAAACUGUGACAGCAAAAGUGGAAAGCUGAUGAGACCCUGCUGACACAGCAAUAGGACGUGGUUUUACCAGGACAGGAUUUUAAAACACUGGAAUGGACAAUUAUUCUGAGUGACGGCCCUUGCACACGCUUCUGAGUGGUUAUCAUGGGCUUCAUUGCCUUUCUGAAGACCCAGUUCAUAGUUCACCUCCUCAUUGGGUUCGUCUUUGUUGUGAGUGGACUGAUCAUUAACUUCAUUCAACUAUGCACACUAGUCCUGUGGCCCAUAAACAAGCAGUUUUAUCGCCGGGUGAACUGUCGCCUUGCCUAUUCACUUUGGAGCCAAUUGGUAAUGCUGCUGGAAUGGUGGUCAGGCACAGAGUGCACCUUGUUCUCAGACGAGGCCACAGUGAACACUUUUGGGAAAGAACAUGUCAUUAUCAUCUUAAAUCACAACUUUGAAAUCGACUUCUUGUGUGGCUGGACUAUGACAGAGCGCUUUGGAGUGCUGGGGAGCUCCAAAGUUCUUGCUAAGAGAGAGCUACUGUAUGUGCCCCUAAUUGGCUGGACAUGGUACUUCCUUGAGAUUGUUUUCUGCAAAAGGAAAUGGGAAGAAGACAGGGAUACGGUUAUUGAAGGAUUAAAACGUUUGUCUGAUUAUCCUGAAUAUAUGUGGUUUCUCCUGUACUGUGAAGGAACUCGUUUUACAGAGACCAAGCAUCGCAUCAGUAUGGAGGUCGCGGAAUCCAAGGGACUGCCUAAACUGAAAUACCACCUGUUGCCCAGAACCAAAGGUUUCACCACUGCUGUCCAGUGUCUCAGGGGAACAGUUUCAGCAGUGUAUGAUGUAACACUAAAUUUCAGAGGAAACAAGAACCCGUCUCUAUUAGGAAUUCUUUAUGGAAAGAAAUAUGAAGCAGAUAUGUGUGUAAGGAGAUUUCCUCUGGAAGAUAUCCCUCAAGAUGAAAAGGAAGCUGCCAACUGGCUUCAUAAGCUUUAUCAGGAAAAGGAUGCUUUGCAAGAAAUGUAUAACCAGGAAGGUGUAUUUCCUGGCCAGCAGUUUAAACCUCCUAGGAGACCGUGGACUCUCCUAAACUUUCUUUUUUGGGCCACAGUGCUCCUCUCUCCUCUCUUCACGUUUGGCUUUGGAGUUUUUGCAAGUGGAUCACCUCUCCUUAUCCUUGCAUUCCUGGGACUUGUUGGAGCAGCUUCCUUUGGAGUUCGUAGACUGAUAGGAGUAACUGAAAUAGAAAAAGGCUCCAGCUAUGGCAACCAAGAAUUCAAGAAAAAGGAAUAACUGACAGCUGCAGUUCAGCACAUAUAACCAGACUAUGGUAUCCAAUUAACUUCAUUAAAAAACAACAACAACAAACACUUAGAAACUAUCUUUUUCUUAAUAACUGAUGACUAAUAUUAAUGAAUAAAACUUGAGCCAAGAAUGAAGAAGUUGGAGGCAUCAACUGAAGAGAACGCAUCAACUUUCUGCCUGUUUAAGGAUUACUGUAGUCAAACUGUGGGGAAAAAAUCUAGGG